UAUCUCGCGAGCUUAGUGCUCCAAGUACAUUAACUCGUACUUUGUGACUUUGUACUUUAAUAAACCACAAACCUAACCACAUCUUAUCCCAAUAUCAAUAUCCUUUAACAGCAGUCACCAUGACUUCUGUUGAUGCGAAACUGCUGAAGUCGACCAAAUUCCCACCUGAAUUCAACCAGAAAGUCGACUUUCAGAAGGUUAAUUUGGAGGUUAUGAAAAAGUACGUUCUAACGAGCUUGAAGCUACAGACGAAGUGAAAGAGACAAGCUGACUUUGUUUUGCAACGUAGAUGGAUCGCAGGAAAGAUAUCGGAUAUAUUAGGAGCUGAGGAUGAUGUUGUGAUUGAACUGUGCUUUAAUCUUAUUGAGGGUUCCCGAUAUGUAGGUUUCAUUUUGAUAUCAUACCAUAUGCUAAGCUAAUAUUAUCUGCAGCCUGACAUUAAAAAGCUACAGAUACAGCUUACAGGUUUUCUCGACAAAGAUACCCCUGACUUUUGUAAAGAAUUAUGGAAACUUUGUCUGAGUGCGCAAACUAAUCCUCAAGGAGUUCCCAAAGAACUUCUUGAGGCGAAAAAGAUGGAACUCAUACAAGAAAAGGUACAAAUAGCUUAAGACAGGGGGAUCAUUGGCUAACAUUCAGCUAGAUACAAGCCGAGCAAGCUGCAGAUGAGGCACGUCGACGCCGCGAAGAUGGUGAACGGAGAGACCGCGAAAUGUAUGCAAUAAGAAACCGCGAACGAGGCGAUCGCGGCGGACGCGGGCGAGGAGGAGGUGAUAGCUGGCGCGGCGGUCGUGGGGAGAGAGAUUUUGAUCGGAGUGGUGGCAGAGGAUUUGAUCGAAGAGGUCCAAGAUAUUCAAGGUCACCACGUGGAGGGCGAGACAAUAGAGAUUAUGGUCCGCCACCUCGAAGAGAAUUUGAUACUUACGUUCCUGCGGGGCGUGGUAGACGGGACGAUAGACGAAGACCAUCUUUAUCACGCUCUAGGUCACCUUCAAGAUCCAAAUCCCCAUCGCGAUCUCCACCAAGACGACGCAGUCGGUCAGUUUCAGAAUCGCGGUCACCAUCCCCUCAUCGGCGGAGAUCCAGAUCGCCAGAUAGGCGCAACCGUGGCAGAGGUGGUAGAGGACGUGUGAGAAGUCCAGAGAGAAGACCCCGACGUAGAUCACCUUCGCUUUCCGAAUCUCGCUCCCCACCUCGAAAGCGGAGAAGAGCUACAACUGAAUCUUUAAGUCGCUCUCCACCUCCGAAGUCUCGCAGAUAUCGUCGUCGCAACACGAGUUCUAGAUCUAGGUCUCGAUCCACUUCCCCAUCAUUAAGCCGAAGUCCAGCUCCACGCAAGAGAACUGCAUCACCUUUGAGCCCUGCCGGGAAUGGUAGACGAGCUAGUCGGGAGGCGAGGCGACCCACGCGAAGUAUUAGCCGGAGUGCUUCCCCACCCGCCAGACGUCGUAGCGAUUCCGUAAAGGACGAAAGUCGCAAUGGAAGGAAUGAUCACGGGAGGAGGCGUCGUUCUAUGCAAAGAUAUGAACCUGCAAACCGAAGAAGAAGAGAUAGCUCUUCAGGUGUAGAGGAGGGAAGAGAUAAAAGGACUGAUGCUGAAGUUAAAAGCGAUAGGGGAUCGCCAACUCGAGACGUCGAAGCCACAAAACCAGCUGGAUCUGCCGAACCUGCAGAGGUAGGUAGUGAUUCAUAAGGCAAGAGGAGAUUCUCAUUUGUAUCGGAAGAAGACCCGACUAAGUUCACGUUCGUUAUCUCGCUGACCCGUCUUUUUGACAUCAGAAUCUGAGAAAAGAUCCGCAGACAUUGGCCACUGAAUUACGAGAAAAAUUGCUAAGGGAAAAGAUCAAGAAGAUGAGAGCUUCGAGUACCACUGAACAUCCAAUAUCUCAUGCUAACGCUCAUUGAGGAACAUAUCAAUCGAUUAGGCAUACGCAGGGCCAUGGCACUAGGGAAUACCUGGCAUAAAAAAGGAAAUAUAUUUACAAGAUUAGUUUCUUACUUGCAUAACAUGAUGGCACUAUCAAUUUAAACCUUAAAAACUAGCCGCUAUCUACGACUUUAUAAGUAAUUCACACAGUUAGUGUUUUAAGAUUUGUUUUGAUAGAUAA
Molecule: messenger RNA, 2108 nt
Organism: Sclerotinia trifoliorum
Lineage: Eukaryota; Fungi; Ascomycota; Leotiomycetes; Helotiales; Sclerotiniaceae
Source: the annotation of a GenBank genome assembly